AUGCAGAAAGAAAAGUUGAUAGAAGAAGUGCGAAAAUAUCCGCUACUAUACGACCUUAGUGAUCCGAAAUAUAGUGACGUACAUAAGAAGGAAAAGGCAUGGAAUGAAAUCGCUAUUGUAUUGUCGCAACCAGCGUCAGAAUGUAAGAAGAUAUGGCAAAACUUAAGGGAAUAUCAUAGAAGAGCCAUUAAAAAGAAAGCAACUAAAAGUGGUCAGAGUACUAAUACUAAUAAAAAAUGGCAAUAUGAAACUGAAAUGUCUUUUUUAUUACCACAUUAUAAAGAACGGUCUACAGUGACGUCAGUGGACAACACAGAUGAUGGUGAUGAUGAAAAUAGCUUAUCUGCUGCGGAAAUUCUUGCCAAUGUGACUAAUAAUGAAGAAUCUCAAGACUCGUCAAUUACCUCGGAGCGUCCUGAAUCUUCGGUGUCUAUGUACGAUUCAUCUAGAUCAGUGUUUCCUGACAUUCCAAAAACGACAAAACGAAAGAAAUUGCAAGAAACAAGUGCAUCGGCGGUUUUAAUGGAAUAUUUAUUAAAAAACAAACACGAUGAAGAUGGAAAGCAGAAUGACGAAAUGGAUAAUUUUUUUUUAAGUAUUUCUAGCACAGUAAAAAAAUUAUCUACCUAUAAUCAAGCACUUUUAAAGUCAAGAAUUUUUAAUUUAGUUUCGGAAGCUGAAAUACAAGAACUGCAAAAUAAUCGAAACUGUUCCUAUGAUGAUUUUUUUGCACCAGGAACUUCUGGCUACACAACUCAAAACCUAAAUGCAGGUACUACCGGUAGUAUCUACACAACUCAAAACCUAAAUGCAGGUACUACCGGUAGUAUCUACACAACUCAAAACCUAAAUGCAGGUACUACCGGUAGUAGCUACACAACUCAAAACCUAAAUGCAGGUACUACCGGUAGUAGCACCGCUAGCACCCAACAGCAAAAUACAACGCCUAUGGAAGAAUCGAGGGUUGAUGGUUCUUCUUAACACAAUUAAAGUAAAAUUGCUUUGCUUUGAUUUAUCCUUUAACUUGAUAUAUAAAUAAAUACAUAUAAAGUAUAAAAAAGUUUCUUAUUGCUUACC
Plodia interpunctella (Indianmeal moth) is the source of this 1077-nucleotide messenger RNA. RefSeq lists its product as uncharacterized. Gene Ontology annotation, cellular component: nucleus; transcription regulator complex. The record is from RefSeq and is a predicted model, not a curated record. Gene Ontology annotation, molecular function: DNA binding. Gene Ontology annotation, biological process: regulation of transcription by RNA polymerase II. The transcript is spliced from 2 exons. NCBI's taxonomy places the organism in Eukaryota, Metazoa, Arthropoda, Insecta, Lepidoptera, Pyralidae. Bases 1 to 981 code for a protein of 326 amino acids.